AUCCUUAUUCUUGACAAUACAUCUCUUAGAGCUCUAGGUCACCUCUUUUGGUACUGAUGUUGUACUCAUCUUGUUUAAUCAAGUUCUAACUAGCUUUUUCGUUGAAACUCAACUAUUUAACUUCUUGUUUGGUCUACUAUAUAGAGUAUCUGACACACAUAGAAUUCGAGCGGCAACCGAUAAGGCGACCUGGCUGACAGCCGCGCUUUUGCAAUUUGCUCCCGAUCGGUCGUUUGUUCCUUCCGAAGCAAACAACAGUGUUGCCCAAAGCCCUACUGUGGCGCCUAUAAACGCCAUUUAUAGGGCGGAGCAACCAGUGAUGAACAAACCAGAGCAUCAGAACCAAGUUCCAGUGUCUGCAGUGGUUGGUCAAUCUCUUGAAGCAAACGUUGAAAAAGAAAAAAGACCUCCCGAAGUUCCUGAGGACCAUGAAAUACCGGUCUCGGAGCAGACAUUUGAGGAAGAUUGGGGUCGGAAGCCAGCUGAACAACAGGGAUUCGAGGAACUGCAGCUUGCAGAGACUUCAAAACCACUAAGACAUGAACCAGAGACGACGUUAGAUUUUCAGGUAUUUGGAGAAGAAAUUUUGGCUAGGCUUUGGAACCGAGUGCUGUCGGAGAUAACGUCGAGGAGUUUGAGGCAGCUUCUGCAUACAGACGCGCGACUUGUUGCAGCAGGCGCAGCUAUUGAUGGCUCGCGUGCUAUAGUCGCAUUGGAGUUCGAUCACCCGCGCGAUAAACACAAAGCAGAGCGGUCAUGGCGGAGCAUCUGCAUUGCAUUUCAAGCCGUGCUGAACACCGCGGUUGAGCUUCGAAUCGGUUUGUGCGAAGUUGCACCUGGCGAUGGUUCGCUGGCACGCGCUGGUGAAACAAUGGUUGGCACAAAGCCGGGCACAUCCACUCAACACAAAAACUCCGAAAUUGUGACCGAGGAUUCCAGCAGUGAAUCGUACAGUCAAUCGGGCCCAUCAACUCAAGGUCAAUACAGAAACAAGUGGGUUACGGAUGAGGACCCCAUUUCUUACGAUGCCCAUCUUCAAGACAUGCAGGAAGCGCGUUCACGUAGCCAUCGGAGACGAACCACGAGACCUCGUAGGCAUCGUCAAGCAAGAGACGUAGCAGACACUCAACUGCAAAUACAGCAGAAUUCAGACCCCAGCGCCAUCACUCCUCGCCGGCCGCCACCAAGUCGGAGGCGAAGGGUGAAACGAACCGGUUCUGCAAGAGCAAGCUCUGGAGCAACCCAAACGGUCAUUCCAGUGCGAGAGACGAAGGUAGGCUCACGGGAUUCUGGCAGUUUCGGUGACGUCGGUGGCGAUAUUUUGGCAUAUAGAGGCAAAAAACAGUUGAGUACUAUGGUGGAGGAGCCUCUAAGCGAGAUUGAAGACCUUCAGUCGGCCCAGCGAAAGAUCUCGCAGCAGCGAGCCGACAGCUCCUUGUCAGCAAAUUUUGACCGCCGCACUAACAUAGUCUAUGCGGAGCGUGGAUCGCAGAGAGGGAGCCCUCUUUGCUGUAGAAGGGCAUCACCCCAGCCCGAGUUUUUGAUGCGCAAGUCCAGGGUGAAGACCAUGAAAAAGGGGCGAGGGAAGGCGCUGCUCCUCAAACUGAUACCCUGCGCCGAAUCCAGAGUCGCAAAGAACACUGCACCGGUUUCCAAGGCACCGUAAGGGGCCUUUCACUCUGCCGAGUCGAAACUCAAAGUGACCAAGUCGCAACAGCCAAUCUCCACCACCCGGGCUCUACAGGAAUCGUCGGUGCAUCGAACAUGCGUACCAUCCUGUUAUUUUGAUCUUGAUCAAUUAUACCACUGGGAUGUCGCGAACGGCCUUGGUUCAUGUCUAGCACACGGCUGUGGCCAUUAGGACGGAACACAGCUCCGUCGAAACAUGGAAAAUCUAACCUGGCAAUCACAUCCUGCACGCUUGCCCACCGCGAGGACAGUUCGCCAGCCCCUCGCACUGGUGCGCACCAAGUUCGGCGUCAGAAUUGGUGACGGCACCACUUGUACAAUAUGACAAACGAUAGGGAUACAGAACACCCACAAUCUCGAGCAAACAAUGAAGAUCUCACGACGAGAGCUUCCCCCGAGUCAGAGCAGCCAAGAGAAAAAGCCAUGGCUGCUUCUGAUCUGGCGAGGGUAGCGCCGAAGCAAGGGUGGAAACGACAAUUCUUUUGGGGCCAAGGGUCUCCGGGAAGGAGCAGCUUGCCGGUGCCUGCUAUGGAUCUACACACGAGCCCUGCGUAUCUUGUGUAGAAGUGCACCAACUCAAUAAUUUUGGGUCCUUAAUGUAGUACGUUCGAAUUUCAAUAUCAAUUGUUGAACACCUCCUCCAUGGAGGUUGUGUCCAUAAUGGCAUGCUGUUGAAGCUUGAAUAAUUAUUA
This is a messenger RNA of Physcomitrium patens, 2381 nucleotides long. RefSeq lists its product as uncharacterized. NCBI's taxonomy places the organism in Eukaryota, Viridiplantae, Streptophyta, Bryopsida, Funariales, Funariaceae. The record is from RefSeq and is a predicted model, not a curated record.